GCUCCCUGCUGGCCAGAGUGUUCACAGUUGGUAAUGAAGUGUUUUUUUUCCAAAGUUGUUGCAUGCUUGUGAUCAAUAAACAAAAUCCUGCGUGUACAUCUCUACUAUAAUAAAUAUGUAAAGGAGACAUUUACUGCAUGGACCUAUUAAACACAGUUUAGAAUAAUGUUACCUCACAAUUUUCAAGCAAACUAAAAAGUGUCUUUCUUAAAUAACCGAUCAUGAAACAGAAUGGGAGCAUAUCUGAUGGGAAACAUGUUAUAAUUACAGUGAGUGAGGAGGGGGAGAAUGGUUCCACAACCCAUCGUCGAAGGUAUAAAAUCAAAGAGAGAAGAGCUAUGAGGAAUAGAUAUCAGAAAGUUCCGACAUACCCUUUAGGUCCUGAUAAAGACAUCCUAAAUUAUGCAUAUGGAUCAGAGACCAAUCUUGAAAGAGUUAGGGUCGAGUUUUUCACAAAUGAAAAAUCCCUGAAAGAGCGACUGCAGCUGUACUUCAUCAAAAACCAACGAUCAAGUCUUCGGAUUCGAAUUUUUAACUUUGCCAUCAAGCUAUUGACAUGUAUUCUGUAUGUUGUAAGGGUGAUGUCAGAACCUGAACCAUCAGAAUGUUCACAGCUCCAGAUUCAAGCUCAAAACACAUCUUCAUGUCAUGUGACACUUGACCCAGAUGAUUUCAAAGAAAACAAGGUCAUUAACUGGGAGAAUAUAAUAUGGGUGAACCGGCCAUUUGCUCUUUGGAUUGCUCAAGUCACAGUAGCCAUUAUCAGUCUACUUGAAACCAUUCUUAUACAGUACCUCAGUUACAAGGGAAAUAUAUUGCAACAGAUUCUGUCUGUAGAGUUUUUAUUGGAACUUGUGAAUACAGUUCCCUUUGUAGUAACAAUAUUUUGGCCUCCUUUGAGACAGCUUUUUAUUCCUGUGUUUUUUAACAUCUGGUUAGCUAAGCAGGCCUUAGAAGAUAUGUUUAAUGAUUUACACCGAGUGAUGAUGAAGUCACAGUCUGCCUUGUCUCAACAAAUCAUGAUCCUCAUAGCUACCAUUGUAUGCCUUGUCAUAACCAGUACGUGCGGCGUGCAGCAUCUCCAGCGUGGUGGUAACAGACAGUUUGAUCUGUUUGAAUCCCUCUGGUUCUCCAUGGUGACAUUUUCUACUGUCGGAUAUGGUGACAUAUACCCUGAUAUCUGGAUCAGCCAGCUCUACAUGUUGACUAUGAUCUUUGCAGCCCUCAUUGUUUUCCCCAGACAACUGGAACACCUAGGUUAUACUUGGUUAGAGAGACAGAGACAGGGUGGUGCUUACAGUAAUCACCGCGCUCAGACAGAACGCCACGUGGUGGUGUGCACUACCACUCUACAGUCAGACACAGUGCUCGAUUUCCUCAAUGAAUUUUAUGCUCAUGCCAUUUUGCAGGAUUACUAUGUUGUUCUGCUUUCUCCAUGUGACCUUGACCCCACAAUGAAGGUCCUCCUACAGGUUCCUAUUUGGGCUCAGAGGGUCAUUUACAUCAGGGGAUCAGCUCUCAAGGACUCCGACCUCACCAGGGCAAGAGUACAGGACGCUGAGGCAUGUUUUAUUCUGGCAGCUAGAAAUUAUGUUGACAGAGGUGCUUCUGAUCAACACACCAUUCUAAGAUCCUGGGCCAUCAAAGAUUUUGCCCCUCAUUGUCCUCAGUAUGUGCAAAUAUUCAGACCAGAAAAUAAAUUCCAUGUCAAAUUUGCAGAGCAUGUGGUUUGUGAGGAUGAAUUUAAAUAUGCUUUACUUGCCAACAACUGUCUAUGUCCAGCUACCUCUACAUUAGUUACUCUGCUACUCCACACCUCUAGGGGACAAGAAGGACAACAGUCUUCUGAAGAAUGGCAGAAAUUGUACGGAAAAUGUUCAGGAAAUGAAAUCUACCACAUCAAACUUGGUGAAAGCAAGUUCUUCAAGGAAUAUGAAGGAAAAAGCUUUACAUAUGCAUCAUUUCAUGCUCACAGAAGAUUUGGGGUCAGUUUAGUGGGAGUUGACCAGAACAUCCAAGACUCCACUAUCCAGCUGAACCCCGGCCCCCGACACAUCAUGAAGACAUCCGACAUCUGUUUCUACAUGAACAUCACCAAGGAGGAAAAUACGAGGACAUUUAAUCUGGCCCACCCUCAGGAGGGAGGACAGAAACUUGACCAGCAGAAUCUCCCCACAGGGACUCAACAGGCCUCUAGGGUGGCUAGCAUGAUUGCCAGUGUGGGUGAAGGUUUUGAUGAUUUUGAGCCAGGAACUGUAGCCCUAGAAUUACAACACACAAGAGUAGCUACCUCAGACUCCAACAAGUCCCUAAGUUCCCCAUCAGGUGUGAAACGCCCCUCCCACCUAGAACUUCCAAAAGGCUUGAACAUUCAGAGUCUUCAGAAACGUCCCAGCAUUGCCCCCGUCCCAGCAUUCCUAGAGGCUAACGAUAUCCGGAUCCAACUGAACUCAGAUAUAGAGUCAGAAGAGGAGGAAGAAAUUCCAUCCAUGGAUUCGGAUGAUACUGGAUUUGAAUAUGUUCGAGGAUUUCCACCUGUAACUCCAUACAUUGGUACCUCUCCAACUCUAUGUCACCUCAUGAAGGAAAAGAGGCCCCAGUGUUGUCUUAAACUUGCCACAGAAUGUGAACAUUGCUUCCAUAAGAAUGCUAAGGAAUACCAGUUUCCAAACAGAGCCAUUAUUGUGUGUGCUGACUAUGCCAGCAGUGGACUUUACAACUUUAUUGUGCCGCUCCGAUCUCAUGCUCGCCCCAGAGCUUCACUCAAUCCUAUUGUCCUACUGUUAGAGAGAGAACCUGAUUCCACAUUUUUAGAGACAAUCUGUCAUUUCCCAAUGGUUUAUUGGAUGAUUGGAUCUAUAGAAUGUAUUGAUGAUUUACUGCGAGCUGGCAUCAAUUUGGUUGAUAACAUCGUUAUUGUCAACAAAGAGUCCUCAAAUUCUGCUGAGGAGGAAACUCUGGCAGACUGUAACACAAUUGUAGCUGUCCAAACUAUAUUUAGACUGUUUCCCAGUGCUAACAUAAUCACAGAGCUUUCUCAGACUUCCAACAUGCGCUUCAUGCAGUUCAGGGCCAACGACUCCUACGCUUACUCACUUGCCAAAUUGGAAAAGAAAGAGAGGACAAGGGGCUCCCAUAUUAGCUAUAUGUUUAGGUUACCCUUUGCUGCUGGUAAUGUGUUUAGUGCCAGCAUGCUGGAUACACUACUUUAUCAGGCUUACCUGAAGCCAUACUUGAUCACAUUUGUUCGACUUUUACUGGGCAUAGAUCAGGCAGUUGGUUCAGGACAUUUAUCUUGUAUGAAAAUAAAAAAGGAGGACCUAUGGAUUCGGACAUAUGGUCGUCUCUAUCAGAAACUUUGCUCAACGACAUGUGAAAUUCCUAUUGGUAUUUAUAGAACAACUAUACAGCCCCGCAGUGCUCCAGUGACAGUGGAGUCACACGGUCCUGGGAGUACAGCUCCACGAGAUCAGUCUGCUCUGAACCUAGCCUUUAGAAAUUCUGUUAUCAGAAGAAAGCCGAACCCUUCCCAAGACAAGAAUGAAAAAGAUGUGAACCUAAGUGUAAUGGGAAUAGAGGUGGACAAUAACAACCAGAUGACCCCUGAGAGGCAUGAGAUCAGUCAGAUGGUCAAGUGUCGCAUGCACAGCCUAGGUCAACCAACCAAAGAUUAUGAUGAAGUGAAUGACAAGAGGAAUACAAUCUCCUAUGUGAUUAUCAACCCUAGUUAUGACCAGAAACUACAGCUGGACGAUGUCAUAUACUUGAUUAGACCAAGCUCAUUAUCCCCACAACCUUCACCCCUUAUUGACGAGAGAAAAUCCCCUCACAUCAAGAAAACCAUGAAGAAACGUGAAGAACCAACAGGGGCAGAUAAUCCUGACAAUGAAUCCAAGUGUCAAAGAGACUGUUCAAAUCUGCCUCAUGAAGGGCGGUUUGGCAAAGCUAAAAGUUUAUCAACCCUGGAACAAAAAGCAGAUGUGUUGUGUGAUAUAAGGAAAAGCAAGACUUUCUCACCAGAUGAAUUGAGAGUGAUUCCAGACAAGUUGGGGUACAGCAGUGAAAAUGAAUGGGAGUCUGAUUACUGUCACUCCCUGGAGGACAGUGAAGAACAGCCCAGAUUUCACCUUGACAACAGAUCAACAGAAGACAAUCCAGCCAAUGAGGGGACAGGAUUAAGUGGAACUGUUGUUUGAUUGGUUUAUAUAAUAAUCAGACAAGGCAACAAAUCAACAGUUCGGUGGACAAUCCAAUCAGUGAGGACAAAGGAUUAAGUGGAUUUGUUAUUUCUUGGUAAAUUCAAGGAAGUUGAUUGGUUAUAGUAAGAAGGGAAGAUAUUUUCUAGCUGUAAAGUAGGGUUGGUUUGAAAUUGGAUAAACAUUGUUUACAAUAUUUUUAAUGUUUAUCACAGGUGUUUGCUGUGUAAACAUACAUGUGAUAAGUUUGAUAUUCCUAAAUAUUCAAACAUGAAAUAAAACAUUCAUUUUAUUUAUUAAUAACUUAAUCAGAUCAGAUUUAAUCAGUUACCAUUUUGUGAAUUGUUGUCAGAGAUGAAGUGGCCUAUUGCACAGUUGACAUAACCAAAAUCUUGUAUUGUUGAGAACCUGCUUUAGCUUCAGGAAUGUAUUAUCUGUACAUUGAACCCAUAUGUAAAUGUUUCCAUUAUGGUUUUUUAUGUCAUUAUUUACUUGAUAUUUUUUAUUUGAAAUACAGUUUGUAAAAAUGAUUUUAUACACCUUUAUAUCAGGACAAAAAGAUCUCCUUGGCUUUUAGAUGUUUCUUCUUGAUGUUUACGUAUAUAUUAUAUUGGGAAGAUUAAUUAUUUGUUACUAUUGAGUUGAGAAUUUACUUGGGAUUUUUAUCAGAACAUGUAUAAGUGUUAUCUCAGAAACUUGUGUAUGCUCAUAUAAGUACUUUAUCUAACAAAUACCAAGUAAUUUAUUUUUGUUGUAAAAGUUGUUGAUUUAUUUUUCCUUCAAUUUUUGACUAAGGUUUCUUGAGUAGUUGAAAUUAUAAAGAUUGACAGUUUAAAUUCCUGUCAAAAUAUGUCAGCAUAUCUCAUUUGGUCAAACCAUAUGUACUUUAGUCCCUAUAUUGUCAAUAUUAUUUUUGACUUUUAAUUAACUAUGAUUUCCCAUCCCUUUUGUUGUUUUUAUUACAUUUUUAGCUCUUCUGAGCCAAAGGCUCAAAGAGCUAAUGCUAUGGCCAUUUGUGCGGUGUGCGUAAACUUUUUAGAAUAUGGGCCAUAACUCA
Messenger RNA from Saccostrea echinata, 5253 nucleotides. RefSeq names its product potassium channel subfamily T member 2-like. The record is from RefSeq and is a predicted model, not a curated record. Gene Ontology annotation, cellular component: membrane. The transcript has 33 exons. Gene Ontology annotation, molecular function: intracellular sodium-activated potassium channel activity. Lineage: Eukaryota; Metazoa; Mollusca; Bivalvia; Ostreida; Ostreidae. Bases 222 to 4196 code for a protein of 1324 amino acids. Gene Ontology annotation, biological process: potassium ion transport.